GAGAUGGUUUUAGGGAGGGGAUUACAUCUCCAGACUUACUGGUGCCAGGAGUUAAUGGGUUCACUCAAGGCCGAUUGAGACGUCUUCAUUACCACACUUGUGAAAACUGAAGGGGUGGAGAUCAGGACAGGGGAGGAUGUUUCCUUUGAUCCGGGCCAAGUGAAUUGUAAAUGAGCUGGGAUUAGCCCUAUAAAUACUUGAGCCUCAUGCUGGAGGUGUUGAUCAGUGAACCCAAAGCCACGCUUAUCAGAACACAAACACAGACCUGACUCGCUCAGUCACAGGACUUGACUUCUGGAAACUCACCCCAAAGAAGAACAACUGCCUUACCUUGCUUCAUACCGGAUAUUUGUCUUUUCUUUGCUGGAUUUGGACACGUUGUCUGCGAUGAAGGGGCAUUUUUCCAUCGAGUGGCUCUCUCAGAGCAGCCAGGCCUUGUGCAGCUCGCCAUCCACACGUCCCUCGAACUCUUGGGACGGCCCGAGCACCUCCGGCACGGCAUCCGAGAGCCUUCCCGGCUUCUACGGCAGAUGGAGACCGGAAAACGCGGAGGCUCAGGAGAAACGUGUGGAGCCAGCGCGGCCGGGAAACAGUUCGCUGUGUGCAUCUACGCAAGAGACAAAUGACAACAAGAUCAUCCAGCAACACACUCACGCUUCAGAGGCAGGUUUCAGCAGCAGCACGGAGGAGGAGGAGACGUCCGGGUACGAGAGCGAGGGGGGCCGUUCUCUCUCACCUGGGGCCCUCAAAGAACCGGCUCCAUCCGCAUCUCCCUCUACUGGCCGCAGACCCCGAACAGCGUUCACCGCCGAGCAGAUCAACAGUCUGGAGAAAGCCUUCAAGAGGAACGCUUAUCUGGGAGCCCAGGACAAAGCUGAGCUCUGCAAAAGACUCAAUCUGUCUGAUAAACAGAUCAGAAACUGGUUCCAGAACCGACGCAUGAAGCUGAAACGGACCGUUCAGGACAGCCUGGCUCACGCAUGCCAGGCUAAAGUGGCCUCGCAUAUGAUGCAUUACUCCGACCUGCACGGUUUCCGAGCCGCUCCGUAUCCCAGCUUCUACGCGGGGGUCCAGGAGAGCGCGACACCUUACGGCUCCGGGUUCCACUACGGUCCUGCUGCCGCUUCCGGAGGCCUGCCGAGCCUGCCUGUGGACGCCCUGUAUCAGUACAGCCAAAUACAGAGCCUUCCCGUCCAUCCCAGCAACCCCUCCAUGAUGACCCCGUACCCACCGUACCACUCUCACUACUACAGCACACAGUGAGAGGAGAGGCCGCCAGCAAACCCGCCAUUUCUGCCUGUCACUGUUAGUCAAGGCUUUGUUUACAUCUUUGCAUUUGUGAAUACAGGGUGAAGUGCAAUAACAAAUGUGAUUUUUUUUGUUUGUUUUGAAGAAUUAUUUAAAUAUGUUUGUAAAUCUUGAAAAAUGUCUAUGUGUACAAGAGGAGUGUAUAAAUAAAUCGUUUUCUAUUUGAGAAAA
This is a messenger RNA of Pimephales promelas (fathead minnow), 1479 nucleotides long. RefSeq names its product ventrally expressed dharma/bozozok antagonist (gene ved). Gene Ontology annotation, biological process: neuron projection morphogenesis; spinal cord motor neuron cell fate specification; central nervous system development. Gene Ontology annotation, cellular component: nucleus. NCBI's taxonomy places the organism in Eukaryota, Metazoa, Chordata, Actinopteri, Cypriniformes, Leuciscidae. The record is from RefSeq and is a predicted model, not a curated record. Gene Ontology annotation, molecular function: sequence-specific double-stranded DNA binding.